AUGUGAGGCCUUACGUUUCUGUUCCUUCACUAUCGCUAUCCAUUUCUUGUUAGGGGAUGGCAGUGGAUGCAUGGCUAUGGACACUGGGAUUCCUGGUUGUGUCAGUUUGGGAGCAUUAUUUGGGACUGUCUUGCACUCUGCAGAGCAGGUCUAUAUCAGGAAGCAUGUAUAAAGAGGGAGAUGUGAUCAUUGGAGGGCUAUUUCCCAUUCAUUUUAAACCCCCUGAACCUUAUCAGACAUUCACACAAAGAGCACCAGCAGAUCAAUGUCAAAGUGUCAACCUGCGCUCAUAUCGCUGGCUUCAAACAAUGAUCUUCACAGUGGAGGAAAUCAACCGAGACUCAGCCCUGUUGCCCAAUCUUACACUGGGCUAUCUGGCUGCAGACACUUGUCUGAGUGAGGGCAGUACAUUGAAUGCUGCAUUGUCACUGGUGACGGGGCAAGAUGAGGUUGUGUCUGGAGAAGAGUGUACCAGGGCUCCCACUGUGCCUGUCAUUAUUGGUGAUGCUCGCUCAUCUGCCUCAAUCGUGCUGGCAGAUACACUAGGUGUAUUUGGCAUCCCCAUGGUCAGCUACUAUGCCUCCUGUGCAUGUCUCAGUGACAGAAAAAGGUUCCCCACUUUCCUGCGCACUGUACCCAGUAAUGCUUUCCAGGCUAAAGUCGUUGCCCGCCUGCUGCGUCUGAUGGGCUGGUCCUGGGUGGGGGUUAUCUACGGAGAUGAUGCCUAUGGGGAAAGCAGCGUGCAGCUGUUAAUGAAUGAAGUGGAAGGUUCAGAUGUGUGCAUGGCCUACAUGGAGGUUAUCCCCAAAUCCCACACGCUGAGCAAGAUCAGGCAAAUUGUAGAGCGGGUACAGAGCUCCAAAGCUCAGGUGGUGGCGAUAUUUGCCAUUACUGCAGAUGCAGAGGCACUGCUGAGAGAAGUAGUAAGAAGAAAUGUCACAGACAAGCAGUGGAUUGCCCCUACGUCAUGGAGCACAGCAGCAGACUUUACUGCAUGGUGUGGCAUCUCAUUAGUGGGCACUAUUGGAAUCGCCAUAAGAAGUGUUGAAGUCCAAGGUCUUAAUUCUUAUGUGACUAAUCUCAGCACAGAGAACUACCCAACAGAGAAGCUGGAACAGAAUGUUUGGGAGGAGGCAUUUGGUUGCAAAUUUACCACAGAUAGCCAGUCAGGACUUUUAAAACCACAGUGCUCAAACUUGAUAACAGACCAAGUACAGACAGCUGAGUUUGAUGGCAUGUAUAAUGUUUAUAAGGCUGUGUAUGCUGUUGCACACGCUAUUCAAGACAUGUUGGACUGUGAGCCGGGAAAAGGGCCAUUUAAGAAUGGAAAGUGUCCUGAGAUAAAACCAAUCAUUCCUGAACAGCUUCUGCACUACCUUAAAGCAGUAAAGUUCACAACAACAACAGGUGAACUUGUCUAUUUUGACAAAAAUGGGGAUCCAACUGGCUCAUAUGACAUUGUUAACUGGCAAAUAGGGCCUGAUGGAAAAGUGAAGAUUGCCAAUGUUGGCAAUUUUGAUUCCUCAAGGAAACCAGAUAAAGACUUUCAACUGGACCUCCAGAACGUGAUCUGGGGAGGAGGUUGGGGUAACAAGGUACCAGUGUCUGUGUGCAGUGAGAGCUGUCCCCCAGGCACCAGGAAGGCUGUGCAGAAAGGAAAGCCGAUCUGCUGCUUUGACUGUAUUCACUGUGCAGCGGGAGAGAUCAGCAAUACUACUGGCUCCACAGAGUGUAUAAAAUGCCCACAGAGGUUCUGGUCCAACACAGAUCGGACAGAAUGCAUCCCAAUGGCAGAGGAGUUCCUGUCUUUUCAAGACGACAUGGGCAUCAUCCUCGCUGCACUGUCUGUUGCUGGGGCAGCACUUACUGGAACAGUCCUCACUGCCUUCUUCCGUCAUCGAGAUACACCACUGGUCCGCGCCAAUAACUCAGAGCUGAGCUUCCUGCUGCUGCUCUCACUCAAACUCUGCUUCCUGUGUGCUCUGGCUUUCAUUGGCCGUCCAGCUCCUUGGUCCUGCAUGCUGCGUCAUACUCUGUUUGGGAUCAGUUUUGUGGUGUGUCUGGCCUGUGUGCUCAGUAAGACCGUGGUGGUUCUGGUUGCAUUCAGAGCAACUCUGCCUGGAUCAAACUUAAUGAAGUACUUUGGUCCUCUUCAGCAGAGAGCAGGUAUCUUCUUCUGUACGAUGGUGCAGGUGGGGAUCUGUGUGCUGUGGCUGGCACUGGCACCACCUCUACCCACAGAAACUGCAGGAGGUGAGCUUGGAGCUCGGGUGGUAGAGCUCUGUGCGGUGGGCUCUGUGGUGGGCUUCUCCCUGGUGCUGGGCUACAUCGGACUGUUGGCUUCCAUCUGCUUUCUGCUGGCCUUUUUUGCUCGGAAGCUUCCAGACAAUUUUAAUGAGGCCAAAUUCAUCACCUUCAGCAUGCUGAUCUUCUGUGCUGUGUGGAUCACCUUUGUUCCAGCAUACGUCAGCUCUCCAGGGAAGUACACUGUGGCUGUGGAGGUCUUUGCCAUCUUGGCCUCAAGUUACGGCCUUCUACUGUGCAUCUUUGCCCCAAAGUGUUACAUUAUCUUACUCAGACCAGAGAGGAACACAAAGAAGAACAUGAUAGCCAAAUAAUAAAUACAAAUUAAGAAAAAAAAACCUUUGUCUUAGUUACAUAGUAGUAAGUGAGAGUUUCCUUAAUGUCCUUAAUGUUACUAAAGUGUCCUUCAUGUUACUAACAUUUAUCUGUAUAAGAAAAGGUACAUUAAAACCUACAAAUAUGUAUUGCUCCUCUAUUUUGUUCCUUUAGUGCAGUUCCUCAGUUCUGGUCCAAGAGGUCUACAACCAUGAAAAGGUCAGAUCAGAUCCAGUCAAUCUGGCUAUAAUAUAACAAUAUAUGUAUGUAGCCAAUGUAUAAAUAUACACAAAAUCCUAUAUUUCUAACAAAAUGUCUUGAUAUCUUUAUAAACAAAGUGAAUAAACAUUUUGCUUUCACUUUAACCUGU
Messenger RNA from Astyanax mexicanus (Mexican tetra), 2989 nucleotides. RefSeq names its product extracellular calcium-sensing receptor-like. Gene Ontology annotation, cellular component: membrane. NCBI's taxonomy places the organism in Eukaryota, Metazoa, Chordata, Actinopteri, Characiformes, Acestrorhamphidae. The transcript is spliced from 6 exons. Gene Ontology annotation, biological process: G protein-coupled receptor signaling pathway. The record is from RefSeq and is a predicted model, not a curated record. The coding region runs from base 57 to 2618 and encodes 853 amino acids. Gene Ontology annotation, molecular function: G protein-coupled receptor activity.